Molecule: messenger RNA, 1047 nt
Organism: Apodemus sylvaticus (European woodmouse)
Lineage: Eukaryota; Metazoa; Chordata; Mammalia; Rodentia; Muridae
Gene: Smco4
Product: single-pass membrane protein with coiled-coil domains 4
Exons: 4
Coding region: 414-593 (59 amino acids)
Source: RefSeq, a predicted model, not a curated record
CAGUUAAGCCGGGACACCCAUUGCUUAGCUUUGGAUCUUAGUGCUGAGAUCUCAACUUGCAGAGUAGGCGGGCCUGUAGGAAUCGCUGUGGGAAGCCCAGAAAGACUUGGAGUAGGCACCGUGUCACCAGGGGUGGCAGUGUGGCACCUGGGAGCCAGACCUGGUUUCACAUUCCUUCCAUUUCUGCUAGAGGCUAGGAAUCGAAACUCAGGAUGUCAGGCUUGUGUGGCCAGCGCCUCUACCUCCUGAGCCAUCUCAAGAAUAACUCAGGUCACGCUGACUGGAAAUCGGUUGACUGACAUCAGUGAAACGGUGGUUCCUGAAUUUGAAGAAAAGAGGUCUCUUGCCUGGACGGAGUAGUUUGGCCCUUCAAGCCCUCUCUGGACAUAUCUUCCCAGCAUCUUCUAACAAAGAUGCGUCAGCUCAAAGGGAAGCCAAAGAAAGAGACGUCCAAGGACAAAAAGGAGCGGAAGCAGGCCAUGCAGGAGGCCCGGCAGCAGAUCACCACUGUGGUGCUGCCUACCUUGGCUGUGGUGGUGCUCCUCAUUGUCGUGUUCGUGUAUGUGGCCACUCGCCCCACCGUCACCGAGUGAGCGCCUCCGUGCCGGCUUUCCUCGACAGAGAUGUCCGCGAUGCCAAGCUCUGAGCAGGAGUGCCCUGUCUCCUCUGGUCUUUGACUUGAUCAAUAUUUCUCUACUUUUUUUGGUGGGGGGAGGGAAUAGGGAACAUUUUAUCAGUGAAUGUGCCAUUUACCUGAUGGUCCACUUCAUGUGCCUUUCAGACUUCAAAGCAGUGUGUGUGUGUGUGCGCGCGUGUGUGUGUGUGUGUGUGUGUGUGUGUGUGUGUGUGUGCACUUGGGGAGCUCACCGCAUCUCUGGGUGAUGCUGCUGGGAUCACAGCCGCCCUCCCUCCCAGCAGCAUGCUUCCUUGCUCCAGGUCACAGCUUUCUAAGGGACAGCCUUUCCUCUCUGUGCUUGAUGGGCUUUGAAAUAUGUCGACUCAAAGUGAAAUAUUUAUUUUUUGAAUAAAGGAGAUAAUAGUCUUCAA